CAGUGGUAGCACUAGUAGCAGUGGUAGCAGUAGUAGCAAUGGUAGCAGUGGUAGCAGUAGUAGCAAUGGUAGCAGUGGUAGCAGUAGUAGCAGUAGUAUCAAUGGUAGCAGUGGUAGCAAUGGUAGCAGUGGUAGCAGUGGUAGCAGUAGUAGCAAUGGUAGCAGUGGUAGCAGUAGUAGCAGUGGUAGCAGUGGUAGCAGUAGUAGCAGUAGUAGCAAUGGUAGCAGUGGUAGCAGUGGUAGCAGUAGUAGCAAUGGUAGCAGUUGUAGCAGUAGUAGCAGUAGUAGCAAUGGUAGCAGUGGUAGCAGUAGUAGCAAUGGUAGCAGUAGUAGCAAUGGUAGCAGUGGUAGCAAUGGUAGCAGUGGUAGCAGUGGUAGCAGUGGUAGCAAUGGUAGCAGUGGUAGCAGUGGUAGCAGUGGUAGCAGUAGUAACAAUGGUAGCAGUGGUAGCAGUAGUAGCAAUGGUAGCAGUGGUAGCAAUGGUAGCAAUGGUAGCAGUGGUAGCAAUGGUAGCAGUAGUAGCAAUGGUAGCAGUGGUAGCAGUAGUAGCAAUGGUAGCAGUGGUAGCAAUGGUAGCAAUGGUAGCAGUGGUAGCAAUGGUAGCAGUGGUAGCAAUGGUAGCAAUGGUAGUAGUGGUAGCAAUGGUAGCAUUGGUAGCAGUGGUAGCAGUAGUAGCAAUGGUAGCAAUGGUAGCAGUGGUAGCAGUGGUAGCAAUGGUAGCAGUGGUAGCAGUAGUAGCAGUGGUAGCAGUGGUAGCAGUGGUAGCAGUGGUAGCAGUAGUAGCAAUGGUAGCAGUGGUAGCAGUAGUAGCAAUGGUAGCAGUGGUAGCAGUAGUAGCAAUGGUAGCAGUGGUAGCAGUGGUAGCAGUGGUAGCAGUAGUAGCAAUGGUAGCAGUG
Paramuricea clavata is the source of this 896-nucleotide messenger RNA. The record is from the annotation of a GenBank genome assembly. Lineage: Eukaryota; Metazoa; Cnidaria; Anthozoa; Malacalcyonacea; Plexauridae.